Drosophila hydei is the source of this 1250-nucleotide messenger RNA. RefSeq names its product transcription factor Ouib. NCBI's taxonomy places the organism in Eukaryota, Metazoa, Arthropoda, Insecta, Diptera, Drosophilidae. The record is from RefSeq and is a predicted model, not a curated record. Gene Ontology annotation, molecular function: zinc ion binding. Bases 144 to 1229 code for a protein of 361 amino acids. The transcript is spliced from 4 exons. Gene Ontology annotation, cellular component: nucleus.
CAAAACCGUUAUAGCGAAAAGGGCAAACUCAGCGUUUGGGUGUGUCAGCGCUUAUGUGUGAUUGUCAACGCAGCUGACAGUAUAACAGGAAAAUGCAUUUCUCUAAGUUCUCAAUUUAACGCCAAAGCUGAUGCUUGUUCAGCAUGUUCCUGAAAAUGUGCCGCGUAUGCGGAAAAAGUAAAUCAUGUGAAAAAAGCUUAAAUCUUUUCGAAACCAAAAAUCAUAAGUUAGUGCGGCAUAUUCAAAUGUUAACUGGAUUCUGGCUGCAGGACUCGCAAGACGCACCUGUGUCUAUAUGCUUUUGUUGUCAGUCGGAUCUCAAGCGGGCCAUGUCAUUUCGGAGGCUUUGCAUUAAAACCCAAAAAAAGUGGAAGCCUCCUGUCGAAAUAAGCGAUACAUCUCUUAGUGAACAGGAAAGCCCAGUCUCAAGUCCAAGGGCAGAGAAUCACCAGACCCAUACCUAUACUGGAGUCAGCACAUAUAGAGAAAGCGAUUCGGACGAUGAGCCUCUGCACACAGUACAAGUUUUGCUUCAAGAGUGUCAAACAAACAACUGUGAGGGCUCUAACCUGGUCGAGGAAAAAGAUCAUUUAGAUCAAAACUACAUCAUUAAGGCUACCACUGACAUCGACACAGAUGACAGUGAGAAUAUCAAAGCCGAAGUUAAGGGAAAUAUUGAGAAACACGAACUUCCCUCGCAAUUAUCACAUUCUUCAGACGGCUGUAAACAACUUUUGAAAGCCAAACAAGAAGCUACCAUUUAUAUAUGUGAAUUGUGUGGUACACAUGCAAAUAGCAAAGUUUCUUUCGAGCGACACAUGCGGAAGCACACGGGGGAACGUCCCUUUGGCUGCAAAGAGUGUGCGGCGCGAUUUUUAUCUGCCGCUGAGCUGCGUGCACAUGGUCUUACACACACAGGUGAACGACCGUUUCCAUGUCGAUACUGUGAUCGCCGCUAUUUGAGCUACACGGGACGACUUAAGCACGAGCGGAUGCAUACCAAUGAUCGACCUUUUGUGUGCGAGGAGUGUGGCAAGGCGUUCACUAAUGCUUAUGUUUUAAAAAAUCAUAUGUUGGUGCAUACGGGCCAGCGGCUGUUUAGAUGUCAUUUCUGCGAACGCGCCUUUCAGCGUAAAACUCAUCUUAGAACACAUUACCGUUCACUUACCCACAAGCAGAACGUUGAGAAGCACCAAUGCGUGCAGUUAACAGCAAAUUCAAACAAUUAAAAUUAACGAACAAGGGUAAAG